GGCUCAACAGCUGUUUUCUGCCGGUCGUUUUAUAAUCACUUGAUUGCCUUUUUUGAUUUUGUUUUCCCCGUUUUGAACGACAAAAUGUCAAUGUUGAUGCAAGGAGUGUCGAGAUUAGCCCGCCAGUUCACCCGACCACUUGUUGCAACCCGCCAUUUUGCGGCGGCGACGCCUUAUGGUGCUGGAGAUGAAGUUCUGGUGGAACGACUGGACGGAGCUCGCCAGGGAAUCUCAGUUAUUGGCCUAAAUAGACCGGCGGCGAAGAAUUCCUUUAGCCGGGGCAUGGUGGAGACCUUUACCGACGUACUGGAUGAUAUUAAGAAGGAUAAUGGAUCGAGGGUUGUUGUAAUAAGGAGUCUUUCACCUGGAAUCUUCUGUGCCGGCGCCGACUUAAAAGAGCGCAAGGGAAUGAGUCCCGAGGAAGCCACCGAAUUUGUAAAGGAGCUCAGGGGCUUACUCAUUGCGAUUGAGCAACUGCCCAUGCCCGUCAUCGCGGCUUUGGACGGGGCUGCCCUUGGUGGUGGUCUGGAAAUGGCUCUGGCCUGUGACAUACGCACUGCCGCUUCGAACACCAAAAUGGGUCUAGUAGAGACGAGGUUGGCCAUCAUCCCCGGAGCCGGUGGCACCCAAAGACUGCCCCGCAUCCUUUCCCCCGCCCUGGCCAAGGAGUUGAUUUUCACGGCGCGAGUUUUAGAUGGGGCAGAAGCCAAGGAUCUGGGUCUGGUCAAUCAUGUGGUGCAGCAGAACGAAGCCAAGGACGCCGCCUAUCAGCAGGCCCUUAAGUUGGCCGAGGAAAUCCUGCCCAACGGACCAGUGGGCGUACGAAUGGCCAAACUGGCCAUCGACAAAGGCAUGCAGGUGGACCUGGCAACCGGCUACUCCAUCGAGGAGAUCUGCUACUCACAAGUGAUACCCACCAAGGAUCGCCUGGAGGGACUCGCAGCCUUCGCUGAGAAGAGGAAGCCCGUCUACAAGGGGGAGUAAGGAAAAGUCACACCACUCCUAACGUUAAGCUGAAAAUUGCAUUUAUAAUUUAAUCUGUUACUGUUGUAUAAACGCUCAAGCGUCAAAGCCCA
Drosophila subpulchrella is the source of this 1076-nucleotide messenger RNA. RefSeq names its product methylglutaconyl-CoA hydratase, mitochondrial. The record is from RefSeq and is a predicted model, not a curated record. The coding region runs from base 85 to 984 and encodes 299 amino acids. The transcript is spliced from 2 exons. NCBI's taxonomy places the organism in Eukaryota, Metazoa, Arthropoda, Insecta, Diptera, Drosophilidae. Gene Ontology annotation, molecular function: enoyl-CoA hydratase activity. Gene Ontology annotation, biological process: fatty acid beta-oxidation. Gene Ontology annotation, cellular component: mitochondrion.